AUGUCACAAAUCGACGACAUCACGGAAUCCUACGAUCUCGUCGUAGUAGGUUCAGGCUGGUUUGGUCUCGCUGCUGCUCGAGCAUACAUCCAAAACCACCCACAUGAGAAGAUUGCUGUACUAGAGAGCAAUGAGACUGUGGGUGGCACCUGGUCCAAAGCCAGACUUUAUCCAGGACUCAAAUCCAACAACAUGCUUGGAAGUUAUGAAUACCCCGACUUCCCAAUGGAUUCUAAAGUCUAUGGCGUCAAGCCAGGUGGCCAUAUUCCUGGAGCAGUAUUGAACCGCUAUCUGACAGAUUUCGCUCGACACUUUGGAGUUCUAGAACGUCUUCAAUUCCAAACCACGGUUAUCCAGGUCGAGCCGACUCCAUCAGAUGGUUGGAGGCUUACAGCACAAACACCGAAAGGCCAGAAAGUCGUUGAGACGAAAAGAUUGAUCCUGGCAACUGGGCUGACGUCGACUCCCAACAUGCCUGUCUACGCUGGUUCGGAACAGUUCAACAAGCCUUUCUUCCAUGCCAAAGACUUCUGCACUAUGGCACCCAAGCUGAAAGAUGUCAAGAAUGCUGUUGUCGUCGGCGGUGCGAAAUCUGCCUACGAUGUGGCUUAUGCAAUGGUAGAAACCGGCUCGACAGUGGAUCUCAUCAUUCGUCCCAACGGUCACGGCCCGGUUUGGAUCACGCCUCGAUAUGUCACACCUCUAAAGAAGCGUAUCGACACGAUUCUCAACGUCAGAUUCAUGACUUGGUUCAGUCCUUGUCCUUGGGGUAGCGAAGAUGGUUAUGCCGGCCCCCGUAAUUUCCUACACAGCACAAUUCUUGGUCGAUUCAUCGUCAGGACUUUUUGGAAAGUCCUGGGAGGCGAUGUCCUGACAGCGAACCAAUACGAGUCGCAUCCCGAAUUGCAAAAACUCCAGCCCUGGCAUCCUGUGUUCUGGAUCGGAAGUGGAUUGAGCAUCCUAAACUAUGAUACUCCUUUGUUCGACAUGGUGAAACAAGGAAAAAUUCGGGUCCAUGUGGAGAAUAUUGAUCAUCUCGAACCUGGUAAGGUUGUACUCGAUUCCGGAAAAAUGCUAGACGCAGAUGCUUUGAUCUGCUCGACUGGAUGGAAGAAGGAGUCAACAAUCAAGUUCAAGGGCGUAGAGGCCGAUGAUCUGAGUUUGAGACUUUCCGAGGAAGAACAAGCCUUGGUCAACGCUCAGUUCGACAAGAAGGUGCUGGAUAUGUUCCCUAUCCUGGCUCAACAGCCACAGCUCAGAUUCGAACCCCCACCAGCCAAUCCUCUGCGUAACUAUCGCUUCAUGGUACCAUCAGCUUAUCUCGAGAAGCGAAACUUGGCUUAUGCAGGCAUGAUCUCCUCCGUCAGUACAGCGAUAUGUGCGGCUACCCAGGGCAUGUGGAUCUCUGCUCACUUCGACAACAAGCUCGAUCGUGUGGCCAGGACAAGAGAAGAAGUCAUUCAAGAAGUCAUGCUGCACACUCAGUGGGGCAAAUGGCGAUACCCUUGUGGAUAUGGUGCUAGUCUUCCUGACUUUGUGUUUGAGGGCAUUCCGUAUGUCGACAUGCUGCUGAAAGAUCUGGGAGUCAGGAACCAUCGCAAGGAUUCUCUCUUUGCAGAACUGACUUCUCCGUAUACCCCUCAGGAUUAUGCAGGAGUCUACGACGAGUGGUCUGACAAGCAUCCCCUAGUGAAGUAA
This is a messenger RNA of Aureobasidium melanogenum CBS 110374, 1698 nucleotides long. RefSeq names its product putative dimethylaniline monooxygenase. The record is from RefSeq and is a predicted model, not a curated record. The transcript has 2 exons. Lineage: Eukaryota; Fungi; Ascomycota; Dothideomycetes; Dothideales; Saccotheciaceae. Bases 1 to 1698 code for a protein of 565 amino acids.